UUUACAAGGGUCACUGUCCCAGUCAUUUCACUGCGGAAGUCAAACGGGUUGACCCAGAUAGACAAAUCCCCAAUUUGAAAUGCCCGAAAAAUUUCACCGCUAAUUAAGCCUCCGGCGAUAUAGCGGUUGACGGCGGCGAAGGGGAAGCGAAAGGUGGCGUAAGGACACAGGUAACUCUAGGAACUUUGAAAAAAUGGAAGCAGUGGCGGAGGGACUGUGGGGACUCGCAGAUUAUCAGGAGAAGAAGGGAGAAAUUGGAAAAGCCGUGAAAUGCUUAGAAGCUAUAUGUCAAAGCCACGUUUCGUUCCUUCCUAUUGUCGAAAUUAAAACUCGGCUUCGGAUCGCCACUCUCCUUCUUAAGCACUCCAAUAAUGUCAACCAUGCCAAAGCCCACCUUGAACGCUCUCAAUUGCUGUUAAAGUCAAUUCCGUCAUGCUUUGAGCUCAAGUGCAGAGCAUAUAGCUUGUUGAGCCAGUGUUACCAGCUAGUGGGGGCUAUUCCUUCGCAAAAACAGAUACUGAACAAGGGUUUAGAGCUUAUUUCAACUUCUGAAGAUGGAUUUUCUGGGAGGUUAUGGUACUGCAACUUCAAUUCUCAGCUAGCCAAUGCUCUUACAAUUGAGGGGGAUCAUCAUGCUUCAAUCUCCGCGCUGGAAAACGGCCUAAUCUGUGCAACUCAAAUGUGCUAUCCUGAGUUACAGGUUAGAUACAGCCUGCACAAUAUCUUAGAUAAAAUCAGUUUGAUGUUGCCUAGUGGCAAAGUUUUGAAGCUGCAAAUUCAGUAUUUUUACUGUACUCUUAUUCUUGAUCUGAUAUCUUUUUUUUUUUUUUUUUUUUUUUUGUUUUUUUUUUGUUUUUGCUUUUAAUGUUUCUUAAUUGCU
Molecule: messenger RNA, 880 nt
Organism: Nicotiana tabacum (common tobacco)
Lineage: Eukaryota; Viridiplantae; Streptophyta; Magnoliopsida; Solanales; Solanaceae
Source: RefSeq, a predicted model, not a curated record